CUAAAAAAGAUUUCUUUUAACUCACCAAAGUGAACUUUCUUUUUUAGGCUGCAUCUAGGGUCUGAGCUGAUUGUCUCAAGUUAUCAAAUGCGGAUUGUUCUCAAUUGAUACCCUCCAGGCAUCCUACCUGACGGUGUGAAGGAAGCCAUCUUAGCAUGUUUGCCUCUUAGAGAUGCUGUGAGGACCAGCGUGCUCUCAAAGAAUUGGAGGUCACACUUACGAUUCCCGGGGGAAAAUGGCACUCGCAAAUUGACAACUUAUUCCUCUUACUGUCAAAAAGCGAUGUUGAGGACCUCGAACUUUUUUCGUCUCCUGGAUUUUAUAGAUUGCCUUCAGCGUUCUUCAGAUGUCAUAAACUGAAGCACCUUACCCUUUAUAAUUGCCGGGCCCGUCCUCCUCUUGGCUUCAUCGGAUUUAGCCAUCUUCUCACAAUUGUAAUGACCAAUGUAGACGGGGAUUCCAAACACAUUCAAAAUCUUGUAGCCUCUUGUCCUCUACUUGAAAUAUUGAAGCUAACAGUGGUGUUUCCCACAUUCAGUUCACUUGUCAUUCAUGCUCCCAAACUCAAACAAUUCCAUUUAGAAGGCAAAAUACGAUCUGUUUGUUUCAAGAACACCCCGCUCCUUGAGCAAGUAUCGUUUUUAGAUCUGGGACUUUAUGAAGAACAAUCAAUACAUGGAAAAUUUAAACUUGUUGAGCUUUUCAGUUCUCUACCGGCACUCAGGGCUCUACGAUUUGACUCUAACUUCACCAAGGGUAUAGCUGCAGAUAAAGUCCCAACAAGAGCUAGUUUGAGAGCAGUCCACCUAAGCUCUAUUAGACUGGAAUCGUUUCGUUUAGAUGACUUGGUGGGGAUGCCAUUUGUUGUUUUCCUGCUUAGGAUCUCACCAAACUUGAAAAAUAUCAAAAUUUCUCACAUUACUGUUGUGGGUGAUAUCAGCAAGAACCUUUAUCUCCAUCCACUGGAUGUUGAAGAGUAUUCAGAUGUGAAACUGGAUCAGCUCAGUGUGGUGGAGUUUUCAGAUUUUACUGGAGCAUGGAACGAAAUGAGACUUGCAAAACUUAUUCUAAUCAAUUCACCAAGGCUAGAGAAGAUGGUAAUUCGAACCAAAGCCACGGCGUGUACUGAAAAACAAGAGCUUAUGAUACUUAAAGAGCUAAUACAAUUGGCCCGUCCUUCACCAACUGCAAAGAUCAUCUAUGAAUAGGUACAGGCUGCAAAAGAAUUUUUUUCAUAGAAAAGGUCAUUCAAAUGCUCGAGAUCUAUCAAGAUCGCAUUCUGUACUAGUAGUAAACUGAAAUGGAAGGAAAACCCAGGUUCUGUUUGUGGAAAUGUGUUCUUUUUGUUCCGUUCUUGGUCUGGUUUGGUAUGGCUAGUGACGAACAUAUAACCACUGAAUGAAGAAAUAUUGGAAUCCUUGUGAUUUUGAAUUGUUUUUGAAGACCACUAAUGCAGGUUCUUGGAGAUAUCUUAGGACUGUAGAGUCUUUGGUUAGGGUGGGUGUGCCUGGGGCAUAGUGCAAGCAUUGCAUAGACCCUUUGCACGUGCUAGUGACAUAUCUCAUGCCUUAUUUCUUGUAUCUAAAUUUAACUCGUCUUAGGUAACUGU
Molecule: messenger RNA, 1609 nt
Organism: Cuscuta campestris
Lineage: Eukaryota; Viridiplantae; Streptophyta; Magnoliopsida; Solanales; Convolvulaceae
Source: the annotation of a GenBank genome assembly